Aspergillus candidus is the source of this 1286-nucleotide messenger RNA. RefSeq names its product HD domain-containing protein. The record is from RefSeq and is a predicted model, not a curated record. The transcript is spliced from 2 exons. The coding region runs from base 69 to 1280 and encodes 403 amino acids. Lineage: Eukaryota; Fungi; Ascomycota; Eurotiomycetes; Eurotiales; Aspergillaceae.
UUUUAGACUCGUUCUAGACUCUGCAUAAGGCAAAGCAACAAGCGAAUAAAAAAAGAGAAAGAAAAAAAAUGAUAGACACCAACCCCCGCGAAACCAUCACCCAACUCUUUUCCUUCCUCCGCGCCCAAGGAAACACAGAUUACCUCGGCGAGCGCGUCUCCCAGCUCCAACACUCACUACAAUGCGCCCACCUCGCCACACAAUCUCCGCAGUACGGAUCCGACCCGGAGGUCAUCCUGGGCGCACUACUCCACGACGUCGGGCGCUUCAUCCCCUCUGCAAAAGAUAUGCCAGCCAUGAUCGCCCCAGAUGGUGCGUACAUCGGGCAAGCAAGUCAUGAGGUCCUCGGUGAGCGAUACCUGCGACAGCUGGGAUUCGGCGAGAAAGUGUGCCAGCUGGUAGGGUCGCAUGUGGUGGCGAAGCGGAUAUUAACGGCCACGGAGAAGGGGUACUAUGAUGGGUUGAGCGAGACGAGUAAACGCACGUUGGAGUUCCAGGGGGGUGUCUUUUCGGAGGAACAGGUUUGUGAGGCGAGGAGGGAUCCGUGGUUGGGAGAGAAGUUGGACGUGAGGAGGUGGGAUGAUCGCGCGAAGGAUCCUGAGAUGGAGGUUCCUGGUUUGGAGGAGUAUGUGGAGUUGGCUGUGAGGUGUCUUGAUGAAUCGAGGGCAUGUGUCGUUGUGGUCUCACGCCGGUAUCCACUCCCUGAGAAGCCAGUCUUGAUUGUCUCGGUCUCAGAAGGUCUUUUGAAUCAGUGUCUUCACCAUAUGCUGGAGGAAAUCAAGUGCCAUGACUGGAUUAUGGAAGGCUUUCCCCGGGUGGAGAAUGGGGAUAGACCGGCUGUGCAACGGGAGGCGCUUGAACAGCUGGCACGACGAGGAGUGAGGGUGGUUGACCUUGCCGCUGGUGGCCAGGACUAUUCCAAGAAUAAUACAUGUCUACCCCCUGACUCAAACGUAGUCGACAUCUACAAUGAGCUGGAGGGACUGCCCCCCACAGACCCGACUGGGCGUGCUCAGGUCGUGGUACGGCGAGGCCUUGCCCUGCUACAGCAACGGAAAGCCGACUUCGUUUACCUCUCUCUGCCAACCAGCCUGAAAGAUGGCCCAUUUGGUGAUCUUCUAGAGGAGCUCAAAGAUGGACUAGUCGGCCUAGAUGCGAUCAUCGCGAUCACGGCAGAAAAGGCCCCAGGUGGCGGAGACAGCACCGGGCGGACAGUAUUUGACGCGGUCUUUGACCGAGCCAAGAAAACUACCAAAUCUUCUUCUGUUGAUCUACCAUAGCCAAUU